ACACACAGCUGACUAAAGCGACUGGGAAGAGCCGGGAAACACUUACUUUGCUUGUAACAAUGAAGAAAAGAACUUUAUGCAGGAGAACUGUUUGCCUGAAGCUGCUUUGUGUUGCACUGAUUGUCACGGGGGUUCUAUUCACCACUUUACAGAUUCUGGAUGUCAGUACAGAAGAGAGGAGGAAUGAGCAAAGGAAUCCCCCUAUGACCCAGUGUGUGCCCAUUCUGCGCCCUACACCUGCGAGCCGGGGAGAACAUUAUAACAAUGAGAAUAAAGAAAGGGAAAACAGCUCCUGCAAGGCCAUCACUAACAUAUUUUUUCUAAAAACCCACAAGACUGCCAGCAGCACCAUCAUGAACAUACUAUUGCGCUAUGGAGAAUUUCACAACCUGACCUUCGCCUUGCCCUUAUACAACAACUCGCAGUUCUUAUAUCCAAAAUAUUUCUCUGCCUCUUUUGUGGAUGGAUUCUCAGCACGCAGCAAGGACACUUAUCAUAUUAUGUGUCACCACAUGAGGUUCCUACUCACCGAGGUAGAAAAGGUGGUGCCCGCUAAUACAUUUUAUUUCACCAUUUUACGGAAUCCAGUGUCUCUCAUGGAAUCGUCCUUCUCCUAUUACAAAUCUACAGACUCGUUCAUUCGAGCCAAAAGCCUAGAAGACUUCCUCAGCAAAACUUCUUAUUACUACAGAGGCAACAGCCAUGCCAGGAAUAUUAUGACUUUUGACCUGGGUUUCAAUCACAAUGGGAAAGAAUCCCCAAAGCACUUUCGGCUGACUGGGAAAAUGGUGGAAGCCACCUACGACCUGGUGUUGAUCACUGAGUACUUUGAUGAGUCUUUGGUGCUGCUAAAAGAUGCCUUGUGCUGGACAUUUGAUGACGUGCUUUCAUUUCCCCUUAACACCAGGACUAACAGUACAAAACUAACUAUUUCUCAAGAAACACAAGAAAAGAUAAAGAGCUGGAACCAGCUGGACUGGCAACUGUACGUUUACUUCAACAAUUCCUUCUGGGAGCGAGUGGAGAAGUUUGGAAAGGAACGAAUGCAGCGUGAGAUAGAAGAGCUCCGGAAGAGAAGGGACCAAAUGUCUAAAUUAUGCCUGCAGAAUACAGCAGUGGCAAGCAAAAUCCGGGACAAAUCUUUAAUACCAUACCAGUCUGGCAAAGCAAUAAUUCUCGGCUAUAACCUGAAGUCUGGGUUGGGAAAGGCUGAGCAGCUCCUGUGCCAGCGACUGGUGACCCCGGAAAUACAGUACACAAAUUUAUUGUGGGCAAAGCAGAGGAAAUCUAAAUUCAGUUCAAUAAAAUCAUGGAUAAUUGGAGUCAGAAGGCCAAAGUAAAACAUAUAUAUGUGAAUAUUUAUUAUUAUUAUUAUUAUUAUUAUUAUUGUAAUCAAUGCUAAAUUGCAGGAAGCUAACCUGAGCACCUGGCUCCUGACCAUAUCUUUCCACAGGAACUGGCCAAUAACAGCAAUGCAGCGCACAGUGCCUGCUGAGAAUUUCGGUAAAAUGUACUUCUUGUGCCAGUGCUGGUUGUAGGGUAGGGCCCCAGGAUCAGAGGGGGAGAUUUAGAGAUUUAAAGUAAAAAGAGCAUAUUGUACUGGGUAACAAUUGUUAGAUAACUUAAUUUAUAUAGUCUUAUAGGAAUGCUUGGAAUUAUUUUCAAUAAGGUUCACAAUUUGUCCGAAUCCCAGCCUUUUUCUAGUUCAUCCAAAUCUAAAGUGUACAGCCAAACCGAAUCAUGUGUCUUGUGGCUUUAAACUCUGGAUAACUAAACACAUAUCUGAGUAUAAAAAUUAGGUUUGGAUAAGUGGCGUACCUACAGCGCGCAAGACCUAGCUAGCAAGACUAGCAGGACUAGCACUUGAAAAGAAGGUGUAACCAUUACUCCCCUGUAAAGAAGCUCCACUGAGGAGCACACUGUCAAAUAGGCAUUGUUGGCCUGGUCCACCUAUGGCCUAUUAUCACAAUAAUUUGAUGUAGACAGUGUUAAAUGUCCCAUGUGUCAUAUAGGCCUAUUGAGGAAAUAGGGAAGAGCUGACAGCAAUUGGCCUUGUCUUGGACCCACUAGGACCAGGGUCCUGCAGGCCAGUCAUACCCUGAAAAUAAGAAAACAGCAGCAACAGUUGUGGGCCCUAGGCAACAUAGGCCACUUCUGCUUAUCCCUAGUUCCGGCCCUGAGCAGCAGCACAAGCACGCACAGAAGCACUCAUUUUUCUUUUAGACCCAUUUUGCAAGAGCAGAAAGUAACUUUUCCAUUACCAUCCCACUUUCCAUAGCAGCCAGGUUUGAGUGGCAGACUGGAAGUCUACUUAGCCUGAUUAAAAUAGAUGAAUAAUAAUAAAAUUCAACCUUCAGGAAUAUUCUUCUUUCUAGUGGCUGAGGGCUGCCAGCAGAAAUCCCACGGCCCAUACAACUAUAUAUUUGAGUCUUCCUGUGGCCAAUGCAGCGGAGUCUUGUAGGCAGCAUAAGAGGCCAGUUAUUGUCAGGAUAAGCCCAAAGGGCAUCUUUAAGAUAUGUUGCUGGCUGGGUGUCAUGAGUAGAACUGUCAGCACUGGGGGUCAUUUGGAGUUGUUGAACUUGAUGGACUUUUGUCUUUAUCAACCCAAACGAACAGUAUAAUUAUGUACCCAUCAUGCCCCCUGGCUGGAGAGAGUCAUAACAGAAAGGCAUAAUGUUCAUUCUGUUGUUCUCAAAAUGAAGACCAAUUGCAAAUA
This is a messenger RNA of Xenopus tropicalis (tropical clawed frog), 2716 nucleotides long. It is a transcript of the gene gal3st2, whose product is annotated as galactose-3-O-sulfotransferase 2. The coding region runs from base 60 to 1340 and encodes 426 amino acids. NCBI's taxonomy places the organism in Eukaryota, Metazoa, Chordata, Amphibia, Anura, Pipidae. Gene Ontology annotation, cellular component: membrane; Golgi membrane. Gene Ontology annotation, molecular function: galactosylceramide sulfotransferase activity; galactose 3-O-sulfotransferase activity. The transcript has 4 exons. Gene Ontology annotation, biological process: glycolipid biosynthetic process. The record is from RefSeq and is a predicted model, not a curated record.